AUGGCCAAUGCAACUUUCGCUAUCGCCGACAAGGGAGUUUGGGAGAUUACGGGCUACGGACCGUAUCUCUCAUCACCUUGGACCACCGGUGACGCAGUCAUUGCAGGCGCUAACAUCAAAGUCUCGUUCCUGCCUUCUAACACCUUGAAGACUACCCCAGAUAUUCGCUUGAUUCAGUUCAAGAAUCCCCUGAUCAAGAAUGAUGACAGUAAUGUCAAAUGGUGGGUAGACCGUCGUGGUGAUAACGAGAGCCCUUUCUUCGGUUGGACCAAGGACGGUCCUACUGGCAAGUUGGCCGCGAAGAAGGGAACCAUGGGUGCCUUGGAGAGCUACUGGGGAAAGUCCUCUGUUCAACGUGGAUCCAAACCAGCAAGCAACUCGAACAAGGGCCCUAUUCCAGCCUACAUCAUCGAUUGCCCUCGUGAGCCGAUCAAACCCGAGGUUGGAUCUUCUGAGACGGCCAGGUUCACCGUCUUCGCCUACGACUUCUCCAACAGCAUCUGGCUUUCCGGAAUAGAGUGGGGAUACACUUUGAUCGGACCAGGCACGAACGGUGAAAGCCCCCAAGUGAAGACCACCAAGUUGCAAGUCAGCUCCAAGGGACCCCCAACCCCUAAGUUUGAUUAUGAUCCUGCCGUUAACACUUGGAAUUCGACCCACACUGUCAAGGCGCCCGCCAUUCCGUGA
This is a messenger RNA of Fusarium oxysporum Fo47, 687 nucleotides long. RefSeq lists its product as uncharacterized. The transcript has a single exon. Bases 1 to 687 code for a protein of 228 amino acids. The record is from RefSeq and is a predicted model, not a curated record. NCBI's taxonomy places the organism in Eukaryota, Fungi, Ascomycota, Sordariomycetes, Hypocreales, Nectriaceae.